CCCAAUGAUCCGGAACAAAAAAAAACCUCGAAUUGUUUCAGCGGGGAAACUUUUGGGUCGCAACCCUCGAAUGCAAUUAUCAGCGUUAGAAACAUUUUAAAACAUUCAACUCCAUGUCAUUGUCGCCAGAUGACGAGUCUGUUCUAUUCUCUUGGACGUAGCGGCUCCAGACUCCGAGUCCUCGCCAGGCAGAUGAGCCAUGCCGUGCCCACGGGGGAACCGGCGUCCCCCGUCACGUCGGGCCUCCAAGGAGUCGGCGCGGCACCACCGCGACCGCCGCCGCCGCUGUCGCGCACCGCGGCCAUCCUCGUGGUGGGAGACGAGAUCCUGAAAGGACGUACCCCGGACACCAACUCGCACUUCAUGUGCACGCGACUGCGAGCUCUGGGCGUGCGGGUGGAGCGCAUCUCGGUGCUGGGCGACUCGGUGCCGGCGCUGGCUGAUGAGUUGGCGCUCCUCGCCGGGCGCCACUCGCUGGUCAUCGCCUGCGGAGGGGUCGGACCGACGCACGACGACGUCACCUUCGAGGCCGUGGCCCGGGCCUUCGGGGACACGCUGGUGCCAAACCCUGAGCUGGUGGCGCUCUGCCGCACCGUGUUUGGCGAAGCGAAGCCCGGUGAUGCGCGAAUGAAGCUGGCGUCCGUGCCUUCGACUGCGACGCUCAACUAUGGCAUCGACAAGAAGACGGGGGAGCGCUUCAGGUUCCCUGUGGUGAGCGUGCGCAACGUCUUUCUGUUCCCGGGCAUCCCCACGCUGCUUGAGAGAGCGUUUGUUGGGGUGGAGGACCUGCUGGUGGCGGUGGUGGGCGCCGGGACGCCGAUGGCGAUGGAGCACUCGCGCGAGAUGCUGGUGAACGCCGACGAGGUGUCCAUCACGAGCGUGCUCAACGAGGCCGAUGCUCGCUUUCGGCCAGCCGUGCAGCUCGGCUCCUACCCGGACUGGCUGUGCAACUACUAUCGCGUCAAGCUGACCCUGGACGGCGAGUCGGAGGGCGCCGUGGACGCGGCGUUCCGCUUCCUGGAGGAGCGGCUCCCCGCCGGCUCCGUGGUGCGGAUGGAGCGGCAGCCGGUGCAUGUCGCCGCCCGUGCCGUCUACGAGCUCUCUGGCGCCGGGUCCCCGCUGGGAGAGCGCGUGCGCUCGGCGCUCGCCGUGCUGGACGAGGCGCUCGACCGCUUCUCCCUCGACGAGCUCUGCGUCGCGUUCAACGGCGGCAAGGACUGCACCGUGCUGCUGCACCUCUUCUACGCGGCCGCCGCCAGAAAGUAUAAGGAGCAACUGGGCACCGUGCACUGCUUGUACAUUAAGAUGCCCGGUGCUUUCCCUGAGAUGGAGCAGUUCAUUAAGGAGACGUGCCCAAGGUACGGCGCCGAGAGCCACGUGUACGAGGGCGACCUGCGGACGGCGCUCGGCGAGUUCGCGCGCUGCCGCCCGCGCUCGCGCGCCGUGCUCAUGGGGAUGCGGCACACGGACCCGGGGCCCCGCACGCUGGCGCCCAUGUGCCCCACCGACCCCGGGUGGCCCCCGCUCCUCCGCAUCAACCCGCUGCUCGACUGGAGCUACCACGACAUCUGGGCGUUCCUGCGGACCCUGUUUGUCCCCUACUGCAUUCUCUACGACAAGGGGUACACGUCGCUGGGCAGCCGCAAGAACACGAGAAAGAACCCAUCCCUGUGCUAUACCAACGCCCGCGGCGUGGAGAGCCACCGCCCUGCAUACCAGCUGGAGGACGCGAGCCACGAGCGGCACUCGCGAGCCUGACGCUCCCCCCGCGCCAUUACCGACAGAGACGCACCACCACAAACGCCACCACCGAUGAUGCCCCCGUGCCACUACCAACGACGCCCCCAGCAGUGAACGUGGCUGCAGUGUCUCACGCUCUAUGGGCCUUGUGAGCAAGUCCGUUGUGGCAGCAUAUGCCGAGACAGUGGCCCCCAACACCGAGCGAAAAGUGGAUAAAUGUUGAAGAAGCCAUAUUAAGAUUUGAUUAGGAGGCAUGAACUGUGAGGAGUAUGCAAAAUAGCCAAUCAGACUGAAGUCAUACCCAUAACCCUAACAAACUAAAAAACCUGCUCUUAGCACCAAUAUCCACAACCACAGUAGCUAUCAAACCUUAAUGCUACAUCUAAACCUAAUUACACUUACCAAUGACACCAUGUACCUAAACCUAAUCACACUUAAACAAGAUUCCAGAUUUACCUCUUAACCACAUUGGCAAACAAGUCCUUAGCACUGCCUCUAACCCUAACCUUAGUCCCACCAGACUCUAGCACUUGCCCUGAUCAUAACCAUUAAGUGUGUGAUGAUGUUUUCAUUCAUCCACUAAAAUAGAUUUUACGCUCAUUGCAACAAAUUGUGCACGAGUAUUGAUUACUUAUGAUUUAUAACAAAAAUAUAUGCAAGUAAUAUACUGAUGUAACACGCUACUCAUGAGACAUUAUUGCAUCUCAACCAUAAUUCAUGACAGUUUAUCAUAUUGGUAGGUGGGUGGGUAUAAUACUUUAGGUGUGACAUUACCAUUCAAUUAGGUCACCCACUGGCUGUAAAGUUGCACAGCAGAUUAAAACGUGACUAUUUAACUGCUCUUAGCGAUUUAUUUGUAGCUACUGACACAAUACAGUCAAUUACAUUUAAUCCCGUUGGAGAACAAGGCCAUGCUCGCCAGGAUUUAAUAUUUACUUUUUGACCAAAAGUCUUUUAAGUAAAAAGUUGUAUUGCUGUUGAUGGCAGAGAAUGCCCAUAGAGCAGUGGUUCUUAACCUGGGGUGCACCACGCACCCCCUGGGGGUACGAGAUGCCCUGUCUGGGUGUGCGAGACAUGGCCAGAUUUUUUUUUAGAUGGUAAAUCAUCGAUACAAGUUUACUACGUUUGUUUUCUCAUUCAUUUGUACCUGAUGAUGAUGGCUUGUGUUGCAAUCGAAACGUCGUAUUCGAUUAUUUAAUUUAAUUUCUACGUGACUUUACCGAAAGAACCAAAGAGUAAUUCCUGCAGUCACGCAAGCCUCGAUUCUAGUUUAAGUACAACUACUUUGUUGAAUCAAGCCGAUGUAUUUAUUAACAUCAUUUUUUUUACGAACCACACCAUAUAGAGACUCGUGAUGUUACUCACGCGUGCCUCCAAUGAGGGCUGCCCUCUUAGUUGUAUACGAGUGGUGCCGUGAGCCCGCCAAUCCGUGUUCACUCGUUUUCCGCAUUGCUGCGACAACGGCAAACUUAAGGCAAGGCAGACGGUGGGCACCGCUGAGACGACGCGUCUCCUUACAAAGGGAGCUGUGGGAUAAAGUAGCCGUGGGGAUAGAAAAUCAAGAGCACGGAGGUGUGAAUGUGCUGUGCAACGAUUGUGCGCGCAUGUUGCCAGGUAAGUAAAAUGUAUAAACGUCGAAUUAUUUAAAUGAGUUGGAGGUCCUACGAACUGAAAAGAUUUUACAGGUGUAAAGAGUUUUGUAAAUACAAUACCUAAAUGGUAAAAUAAAUAUUUUAUGAAUUCAAA
Petromyzon marinus (sea lamprey) is the source of this 3486-nucleotide messenger RNA. Its product is annotated as FAD synthase-like. NCBI's taxonomy places the organism in Eukaryota, Metazoa, Chordata, Hyperoartia, Petromyzontiformes, Petromyzontidae. Gene Ontology annotation, biological process: FAD biosynthetic process. Gene Ontology annotation, molecular function: FMN adenylyltransferase activity. The record is from RefSeq and is a predicted model, not a curated record.